AAGAAGAGGUGAUGGCGGUUCGACUGCGGGAGGCAGACAGCAUGGCCGCCAUGGCCGAACUCAGACAGAAGAUUGCAGAACUUGAAAUACAGAAGGAAGAGGGGCUGAUCAAGGGCCAGCUGAACCACUCAGACUCCAGGCAGUACAUCAGUCAGCUGCGGGACCAGAUCGCUGAGCUGAAGAACGAGAUCAGGACGCUGAGAGGACAGAAGGCGGCACCUGACGCCAGGAUCACCUGUGGAGGAGGAAGCCCCGCCUACCAGAACCUGUGCUUGGCCAGCCCCGCCUCCGCCGAGGGAGACUACCUGAGCUCGGACGAAGACCUGCUGAACAGCCCCCUGCCCGCCGCCGCCCUGUACCCCACGCUGACGGACCCCCGCCACCCGUCUCCCCGGUUAGACAGCGAGGGCAGCACGGACAGCGAGGCGGAGGAGCGGCUACAGACGCCUCCCGACCCGCAGCAGAUAUACGGCAGCAUGGUGUGCGCCGACGUCCUGGAUAACUGACCCCGCCCCCCCCAGGAGCCUCUAACUGCUACAGUGGAUUGUAUUAAUCAACCAAAUCCUCUUUGGCUUUUCCAGUCUUUCCCUUUUCCGUACCGCAGACAUGGGGGCGGGCUCUAUUCCUGACGCCGGCAGGGAG
Molecule: messenger RNA, 642 nt
Organism: Cyprinodon variegatus (sheepshead minnow)
Lineage: Eukaryota; Metazoa; Chordata; Actinopteri; Cyprinodontiformes; Cyprinodontidae
Product: EVI5-like protein
Exons: 3
Coding region: 12-506 (164 amino acids)
Source: RefSeq, a predicted model, not a curated record